Molecule: messenger RNA, 28400 nt
Organism: Podarcis lilfordi (Lilford's wall lizard)
Lineage: Eukaryota; Metazoa; Chordata; Lepidosauria; Squamata; Lacertidae
Source: the annotation of a GenBank genome assembly
CGUCAUUCUCCUCCCGCCUCUUCCUGCCGCGCCCGCCCGCCUCUUUUUUCGGACCACCCUUUUCUGCGCCUCCGGCGUGUGUCUCUUUGGAGACGCCCCCUUGGAGGGCCGCUCAGGUAAACAGGCAAGAUGGCGGCGCCGGAGAGGGCAAGCGAGGCGGAGACGGGCCCCGCGGAGGCGGACGGGCCGGAGGGGUUGGCUCUGCCGCCGCCGCCUCCUCCUCCUCCAGGGCCCGGGCCGGCCCCUCCGAGCCUGGCGGAGCUGCCGGGGGAGCUUCUGGAGCUAAUCGCGUGCUGCGGCCCGCUGAACGCCUCCGACGUGGUCCGCCUGGCCUGCACCUGCCGCCGCCUCAGGGAGGCCUGCCAGCCCCGAGGGAAGGUCUGGAGGGAGCAGCUCCGGCUCAGGUGAGCCCCAGGGACGGGUGGGGGUGUGUGUGGAAAGAGUGGAGGAAUGGGGGGGGGGGGCUCGGAAAGGUGGCAGGAGCAGCGACGUCCAUAGGUCGUGGUGCCUCUGAGCAUGGGCAGAGUGCAGGGAAGAAGGAAGGCCUGGCGUUGUUCUAAGCGCAAAGAUGUGCGUGUUUCAGGCCGCGUAACGGUGACGUCGAGAAGGUGGUGCCUCUGGGCAUGGGCAGAGUGCAGCAGGAGGAAGGCCUGGCGAGGGAGUUCCCUGGAGCAUACACAGCAGCAGUAGUUGCACUGGGUAGGUGGUGCUUCUGAGCAUGGGCAGAGUGCAGCAGCAAGAAGGCCUGGCGUUCUAAGUGCAGAGAUGUGCAUGUUUUAGGUUAUGGAGCAGUGACGUCGAGAAGGUGGUUCCUCUGGGCAUGGGCAGGAUGCAGAGGGGAGGAAGGCUUGGUGAGGGAGUUUUCUGUUCCCUGGAGUAAACACAGUAGCAAUAGUUGCAUUGGGUAGGUGGUGUUCCUGAACAUGGGCAGAGUGCAGCAGGAGGAAGGCCUGGUGGCAUCGUCCUAAGCUCACUGGGAGUUUUCAGGCUGAUGAAGCUCACACAGCAUUGUCAGUGGGAAGGCGGUGCCUCUGAGCAUGCGUAGGGUGUGUGCAUGUGAUGUUGACCCAAGCACAGUGUAAGGGCAAGAGAGUUUUCUGUUGUCUGGAGCACACACAGCAGCAGUGGUUGCAUUGGGAAGGUGGUGCCUCUGAACAUGGGCAGAGUGCUGCAGGAGGAAAGAGGAGGAAGGCCUGGUGUUGUUCUAAGUGCAACACAGUGACUUUGAGAAGAUGGUGCCUUCCUGGCAUGGGCAGAGUGCAGCAGGAGGAGCCUCUGAGCAUGGUUAGAGCACAGAAAAAGGAGAGUUUGGAGCCUUUGCAUCUACAGCAGAAACAGAGACAAUCAAGAAUAUGGUGUCCCUGAGCAUGGGCAAAGUGCAAAUGAGGAAGGACUGGAGGUGGCAUCCUAUGCACAGAGGCUUCAGUCCUUACACGUAGCCAUAGCAGUGAUAGUGGGAUGGUGAUGAUGCCACUGAGCAUGGAGAGAGUACAGAGGCAGGGAAAAGUGGAAGGUCUAAUUUCCCAGGUGCAGGGAGAAUUUUCUGGCCCUGGACAUUGGUAUGAUAAUUCCUGAGCAUAGGUGGAGUGCAGGGGGAGGAAAAGGAGAAAGGGCUGGUAUCCCUGGCCCAAGGGAAGUUUCCACUGCCAAGGUUUCGAGACACAACAGCAAUAACAGGAAUACUGGGAAGAUAAUGCCCCUGAACUGUGUGUGUAAGGCAGCUGAUGGGAGUUGUAGUUCAAAAGAUCUGGAAGUCACAUGUGGAGUAGGCCUGGGCGAUGUAUCGAUACAAGAUUGGUAUGGGGGCAGAGUGGGAUGGCAGCUUCACUCAGAGGAAUAUUGCAGGUGAAACCGCCACCGCUCCUGAGCCAAGGGAGAAACAAGCUGCAGCUGGGAGUGGUGGCAGUGUCACCUGCAAUAUACUGCUGAAUGAAGCCACUGUCCUACUCUGCCCCUUGUACUGGCAAAGAGAGAGAAACAAGCUGUAUCACCGAGGAGCCGAUACAGCUUGUUCCUCCCUUUGCUUCUUUAACGUGUUUGGCUGAGGAGCUGCAUGCCUCAGCCUAGCAGUUGGGGCUGUUCAGCUGGGGUGUGUGAAGCACCCCCACUCCCCAGCUGCAGGAGCCCCAAUCCUUCCGCUGCUUGCAUGCAAGCAGGAGAAGGAUCAGGGAUGCUCAGCUGGGGGGUGCGAAAUCCAACAUCUGCCAUCCAGAGCCAGCAGCAAAAUAGUGGCUUUGAGAACUGAAAGAAGAAAAAUCACUUUAUCCAGGCACAGUCCGUAUAUAUAUAUAUUGGCAGUGUUAGAAAAGCUAGGAGCCAAAUGUCUUCUUGGACCUGGGUUGUUGGCGCCAAAACAGAAUGUCUAGUCGCCUGGGGUGUGAGGGUCGGCAACACUUUUUAUUUAUUAUUUUAAUAAGCAUGAAUUAAUACGCAAUUCACAUAAGUGACACAUUGUUAAUAUCACAUUUUUAGCAGAAAUUGCUAAUAUAUGUUUGAUUUGGUGUUGACAGUAAAAAUAUUGGUACCAUACUUGAGUUUUCAAAACAUUCUACUCUUUAUUGUUAAACUCCUUAACAUAGUGCCUAUCCUUAACAUAUACUUGGAGGCUUCAAAGCACUACAGUUCAGUAAUUUUUGAGUGUCAGCCAGGCACAAAAAAAUGGCACCCAGACUUUUUGAGGUGCUCACAAAUGGAGAAUCUUUAGGUGCAAAAUGCGCCUUGCGCCCUGCUAAUUUCGAACCCUGCACCUAUUCCGACCUCUCUUAAUGGUGAUACGGACCAUUCAUAACUUAAGAAUGUUCUUCACAACUGUGAGCAGGGUAGUGGGGUGGGGUAAAUGAAAUGGUUCCUGAAAUUCAUUCUGAUUGUGCAGAUAAAAUGUACAUAAUUGAUAGAAUUCUACAGGAUGUGGUAUUAGUAUGUGAAAACAGUCAAGUUCCAGUGAUCCCUAGACAUGCACCUCCAGAUGGUGAAGAUCUCAAGCGCCAUCCUGGUGCCCAGGCAUCUUCACUUGGUUGUAAUAGUCAGGUGCAAAAUGUGCUAAGUCAGGUGCUUGACUAAUUUGGAACAUUGGGUGGGGUUGAAUCACAUGCAGGCAAAUUCAGGCAGUGCAAUUGAUUAGUAGGUCUUGUGUAACAAACCUGUUUCCUCAAAGAGCAGAAUUUUUGCAAAAAAAGAAAAGUGCUCCAGAAAGUGUGGGAUAAUGCUUGUUUCAAUACGGUGGCAUCUAACCUCCCCACAAACGCAUCAGAAUGAAUGCUCAAUAAAAAGCCAGUGUUGUCUAAUAUCCCUGCAAACAAAUCAGGGAGAUGAAUGCUUAAUAAGCUGAUCGUCUGGGACCCCAAGAUCUCUUCUUUGGUUAGUCACAAUUCAAACACCAUUGGCACAUAUUAAAGUUUGGGUUUAUUUUUUUAUUUAGCGAAAUAUGUUUGCCCCUUGAUUGUAGUAAUACCUGCAAGCUGCUUACAAGGAAUAUUAAAAUGAUCAAUGAAAAAUUGUUGCAUUACGCAUCAAUUUGCUCUGACCUUGAACUUCAUUUGCCAUUUUCCUGCAUGUUCACCCAGUUUGGAAAUUAUCAUAAUGGCAAACAGAUUUUUGUUUGUUUUUAAAAGCUCAUAGUAGUGUUCUCUGUCAUUACUAAAAUAAGUGAUAUUCUGUAUCUGUAUACUUUCAUCACUGCUUCAUGCUGUUCUCGAUUUUAGCAUCUGAACUGCUGUCAGGGGCCCAGUGAACCUUCCAUGAGGAAUAUGGCCACACUGCGUUACAUUAUUUCAGCAACUGUUUAUUUUAGGGCAAUGAGUAAAGAAUAACUCCUCCAACUGAAAUUGCAGUGGGGGUUUCAAGGCACUCAGAUGUAAUUACUCAAGAUGGAGCCUGGCCCAGAGUAACAGGGUCAAUAUCUCAACUUUUGCCAGGAGUCCAGCGAUCAGAGAAACAGCCGCUUUUGGAAUACAGACUCGCGAUGGCUCACGUGGCUGGCUCUGAAUCUUUCAAAGGUCCAACUUGGCGGCUGAGAUGAUAAAGCCGAACUCUGAAUCGCAGACAGAGAGCCUGGAAAGCGACCCAGGAAAAUUGCUUGCUGAACUGGGGAGCUGUCCGUCGUUCAGCAGCCUCUUUCACAGGUGGGGAGAGAAUAUUCUCUUCCUUUUAAUUGUUCAGCCUGAGUUUUGCAAGCCAACUGGCAGUUAGAAAAAGCAAUAAAACCAUGUCUUCUUCUGCCAAGACAUGGUCAGAGCCAGGCUGCAUAUGAACUUCUCCUGUUCUCAAAAAUGGGCCAAGAUAAGAAAUUUACAUAUAUUGGUCCAGUUCUAUUGUCACUGACUGUGUGAGAGAGCUUGCCUGCAAGUUAUGAUUUAGUCUCCUACAGUGAUGUAUUCUGCCACACCAUCGCCCCAAAAGUUAACAGAUUCACAUCCUGAUUUAAAAAGUUGAAGCCAUUGUUGUGUGUUUGUUCACAAUACUACUGUGCAGCAACAUUGCCAUAUAUUGUGAAGGUGUUUGCAAAGUGAUGUUCCUCAUCUGGAGCAAACGAGACAUAAAAUUAGCCCUCUUUCUAGCCAAAAUUUGCAAACCUGUUGACCAGCUGUUUUGGACUACAACUUCCAUCAGCCUCAGCAAGGGCUCCAUAUUGGAGAAGGCUGCUUUGGUCAUGUAUGUCUCCUGAUGCUGAUUAUUGUUUAAAUAAUAAUUAGCCAGCAAAUAGUCAGCUUGGGACUGGCUGUGGCAGGAGCAGUCAACCCUUUGCCCCAAUCAUGGUCCAGAUCAGCUAUUUAUUAAACAAAUUCAGGAAUUGUUGUUAUUAUUUUAUCCCACUUUGGUUGAAAUUAAUGAGCCUGAGGUCCAUUCAUUCUGAGGGGUUUACUCUUAGGCAGGAGUGAGGCCACAUUCACACCAUGCAUUUAAAGUGCUAUGAUAAACAUAGUUGUGGCUACCCCCCCCCAAGAGUUCUGGGAGCUGUAGUCAGUUAAGGGUGCUCAGAGUUUUUUGGGAGAACUCAAGUUCCCAUAGUUCCCUGUGAAGAGGGCUUGAUUGUUUAGCCACUCUGGAAAUUGUAGCUUUGGAAGGGGAAUAGGAAUCUCCUAACAGCUUAGCACGAAGGACAAAGGGCCGUUGCUCAGUGGUAGAGCACACAGUUUGGUAGCGAACCUUUUCAGGAUCAAUCUGUAGCACCUUCAAGUAGGGCAAGAGGUGGGGAACCUACCUGAAAUUUCUGCUCAGGGUAGAGUAGAGCAGGUAUCUUCAACCUUUGCAGCCCCAGGAUUCACUUUUAACCCAAACAUGCAUUUUGGGACCUGUUUCUUAAUCUUUUACCACAUAUUUCCAUGGUGGGAACACUCUUCCAUGGUAAGAGUGUGACCCAUCUUAGAUCAGACAGCAGUCCACUGGUGGUCCUGACCCACCAGUUGAAGACCAGUGGAAUAGACUAUACAGUGGUACCUUGGUUUAAUAACAGUCCUGUUUACGAACGAUUCGGUUUACGAACUCCACAAAACGGGAAGUAGUAUCCCAGUUUGCGAACUUUACCUCGGUCUAAGAACUGAAACCGAACAGUGGAAGGGCACCGGCGGUGGGACGCCUCAUUAGGGAAAGUGCGCCUUGGUUUAAGAACGGUUUCAGUUUAAGAACGGACUUCCAGAACGGAUUAAGUUCAUAAACCAAGGUACCACUGUACUGAACUAGAUGGAACAAUAUGAAUCUAUGUAGAACAGCUUCAUUGUGUAAUGUGUGUGUAUCGGGAUAUUGGUUAAUGUACGAACUAGAUAACUCAACCACAACUCUUUGUUUUCGCAAAUAGCCUAUGGUCCUGUCCAAACUCCCACAUGGAUUUUGCAUCCUUCAGAUCUCUCUUGACUGGCAGUUUCUACUGUGACUCCUGCUUUUCCUUUGUGUUCUGAAAAAAAUAUGUUAACUUGGGAAUUGUUCAAAAGCUGACAGAUAAGGUCUAUAUCCACAUCUUUUGGUUAAUCCUAGUGUUGACAUUUUGUGAGGAGGAAGCACAUAGCUUGACUGGGCAGCCUCUGAUAGGCUUUAUCUCACAGCCAUGUUAUGCCAAGAUUUCUCUUCCAGAAAACCUUCAUGGUGUUGAAUAGAUAGGCAGGUGCAUCAUUAAUCCUCAAUGUCACAGGAGCUUCCAGGGCACCAGGGUUUGCAGCAGGUAGCCCAGAAUUACAGCUCAUGUUUGGGCUUUAUUUUCCCCCCUGUCCUGGAUAUCAAAGAGAGCUUUGGGUUCCAUGCCACCCAAAGCGGCUGUUGGCACAGCUCUCCUGUGCCCGAUACACUUGGGAAAUAGGGAGCAAGCGACUUCCUCCUACAUUUCCUGGCAAGAAGCAAAUGCUGGACACUUGGCUGAGCUGCUCAGAAACACGGCUGCAAGUCACAGGGCCUGUGUCCUCUGAGGCUAAUCCCCUCCACCCUCCCUUUGGCCUCUCCAGCUCCCAAUGCCGGCCAGCUGAGGAUGUGCUCUGGCAGUGUACACACACUGCCGUCGACCUCCUCCUGGUUCAAGGGGGAUAGGCAGAUUCAAGAAGUUAUAAUCCUUUUUUGAACACAAUGAAUCCUCAAAGCAGCAUUCGCUGUGAUAGUUUGCUGGAAGAAGUGCUGCAGGGUGGGGUAGGGAGUUCUGCCACCUGCUAUUUAGCUGUCAGGAAACGGGAGCUCAUGUGUUGCAAGCAGAAGGGCCCUCCUUUAAUCCCCGGCAUCUCUAGGUAGCAGUGUUAGAAACUGAGAUGCGAAAGUUGGAGCUAAAUGGCACCUUAAACCUCGGUUGUGGGCGGAGCAACAGAAUGUCUUGGCACACUUUUUUAAUAACAAAAAUACAAAGCUGAAAAUGAAUGAACUUCAGCUAAAAUAUUAUCUUCCUUUUUCACAUGGUCUAGUCCUAGACCUGCCUACCCCCCUAAUAUUCUUAAGAGGGUCUCUUCUCCAGUUGUCAGAGAGUAGCUGGACGUGGGGAGGCAGAAAAAGGUCCUCCUUUCCUUCCACUCUGCAGUUUUAAUCUGAAAUUGUAGGCACAGUACUGUGCCCAGAACUCAGAAACUGCAUGUGCUGAUGAAAUUCCCUGUCGCAAUAUGCGCCUAGAACAAUGGGAGUUUCAAACACUGCUAGGUAGCGUUGGGAAAGACUCCUGCCUGGAGGGCUGGAGGGUUUCUGCCGGUCUGUGUCAGUGAUACUGAGCUAGAUGACAAAUGGUCUGGCUCGGCAUAAGGCAGCUUCCUUAUAUUUGGAGGUUAGAGACAAGCCCAGUGGGCACGCCCCUUGCAUUUAUUCUGGAUGCAUAGCAUGUGUUUUGCAUGCAGGAGGUCCCAGGUUCAUCUCCGGGUAGUGCUGGGAAAGACUCCAGUCUGAAAUCCUGGAGAGCUCCUGCCAGUCAUUGUAGAUGGUUCUGAGCUAGGUGAAGGGAUGGUCUGACUUGAUAUAAGGUGUUUUCCUUUGUGGCUAGGGGAUGUCUGCAGUAAGAUACUCUACUUUGAAAAUAUAGAUAACAAGCUGGGGAGCUCUGAUGAGUCCUCAGUAGCAUCCUCACUAGAUGGAUUGAGGUUGAAUCUCGAAAAGACAGAAGGGGGACAUGGGGCGGGCGGGUAGGUGUGGAGGACUCUCUGGUCCUGAGCAGGGUAACUGCCACUAAAGGACCAGGUGCACAGUCUGGGAGUCAUUUUGGACUCACAGCUGUCCAUGGAAGCACAGGUUAAUUCUGUGUCGAAGGCAGCUGCCUACCAGCUCCAUCUGGUACGCUGGCUGAGACCCUACCUGCCUGCACACUGAUAUAAGGCAUCUUCCAAUGUGGCUACGGGAUGCCUGCAGGAAGAUACUGUACUUUGAAAAUAUAAGUAACAAGCUGGGGGGUUCUGAAGUGUCUUUAGUAGCUUCCUCUCCAGCUAGGCCUGAACUAGCAGUAUAGCAGUCUAGUGAUAUAGUACAUUUUCCUUACAGGUCUAACCCCUGGGGCUCAGGAACAAAUGAGCACCAAGCCUUGGGCUAUUUAGAAUAAUUUGUGUGACUGGGAGAGCAUAGGGAUGCACCUGUCUCCUUCACUCCAGGCGCAGCUUAGUGCUAUUGGUGUUAUUUGACUCCCAACUCCUCAUCAGCCCCAACUAGCACGGUCAGCGAUUAUGGGAUUUGUAGUCCAAUGACGGUUACACCUCUCUUCAGUAAGGGGCUUGAGCAGUUCAGUUCCCCACCCUGCUACCCCAGCUGAUGCCCAUCAUUUUUGGACCAUGGCAAAAAGCAUGCUCAGGCCUUGUUGGAGUGGGGCGCAGGGUGAGAGGGGGAGGAUCUCUUUUUUAAAAAUAAAAAAGCAAGAAUAUUUAUCCACUUACCUUCAGAAAGUCCCCCAAAUAUUCAGAAUUAUAUAAUUUAUAUAGGGCCACAUUUCACAGCUGGGCAUGAGAUCUUCAGCCCAUACGGAGGAGUGCCUCUGUUUAGGGUUCUAAUCAGCCUGGAACAAAAGGACUCAUCAGGGUGAGCCAGCUGGGGAAGGAGACCCUUCUUGUGUUUUUUCCCCCCAUUCCUGCCCUCCUGAAAUCUUUCCCCACUGUGCCAUGAAUGUUUCAUCAACCUUAGUGUUUAGCAGGGUGCCAGUCCUCUGGAACCUCUCACUGUAACAGAUGAAAUGGGGUGUGUGCAUGUGCAUUACACUUGUGGUGUACCUCCUUUGACCUCAUUCCUUCUCCAGGAUACCUCAUUCCAAGGGGGGGAAACCCGUGGCCCUCCAGCAGCUCCUGGACUCUAGCUCCCAUCAUCCCUAGCCAGCAUAGCCCAAUGGUCAGAGAUCAUGGGAAGUGCAGUCCAACCACGGCUAGAGGGCCACAUGCUUCCCAUCCCUGUUAGUGGUUCAAGGAGACCACUUCUCCUUACUCCAUUUUCCUGUUCUCUUCCCCCUGCCUCUUGGCAUCCUGAACAACUCCGUGAAGAUGUGAAUUGUUGGCCACUGUGUUUUGAUUUGUCUGUUUCUUCCACAGGUGGCCAUCGCUUAUGAAAUAUUAUAACCAGGUGGACAGCGUGAAUUGGCUGGAGGAAUACAAACAACGGCAUAAAGCUGGCUUGGAAGCUCGGAGAAUCGUAGCAUCAUUUUCCAAAAGGUUCUUUUCGGAUCAUGUAAGAUUUCUUGUUUAUUUGAGAAACACUCGUCCUGUGCACGCCAUGAUCCUUUUGUGACCCAGGAUACAAAAGCAUGCUUGAUAGUUUCCUAGUGGGUUACAGGAAAAGUCCUAAGAACUGAGGAAGCUACUUUGAGUCCAUUUACUCAAUAUUGUCUACUGGCAGCAAUUCUCCAAGGUUUCAGACAGAGAUCAAUUCCAACCCUACCUGGAGAUGGAGAUGCUCUGCCACUGAGCUAUGACCCUCCCCACAAAAUAAGCUGCCUCAGACUGAGUCAGACCAUUGGUCCAUCUAGCUCAACAUUGUCUACACUGACUGGCAGCAGCUCUCCAGAGUUUCAGAUGGGAGUCAUUUCCCUGCCCUGGGAUGCUGGGGAUUGAACAUGGUACCUUCAGCAUGCAAGACUGAUGCUCUACCACUGAGCUAUGGCCCUUCACUUAAGGCAUAGAAGCCUUAAGAUAGGCCAUUGGUCUAUCUAGCUCAAUAUUGUGUACACACUGACUGGCAGCAACUCUCCGGGGUUUCAGACACCUAUAUGGAGAUGCUGGGGGUUGAACCUGGGACCUUUUGCAUGUAGAGCAUGUGCCCUUUCAGAUGAGCCAUGGCCCUUCCCUAAAGUCCUUAGUGAUGGGAUAACAUUAUGUUCUUUUGCUAGGUGCCCUGUGACGGCUUCACUGAUAUUGAAACCCUCGAGUGCCCAAGCCACUUCUUUGAGGAUGAGCUGAUGUCCAUCCUUAAUAUGGAAGGAAGGUGAGCCUGAAUUUUAAAAGAGCUAGGAGGGGCUGCAAAAACAAAAUUGCAUUUCCAUAGGGCUGCAAAGUUUAGAUUAAUUGAUCGGCCAGUUAAAACAUUUUUGACUGACUGAAGCAGUGCACCUGAUUUACCCAGCCAGCAGAUUUUAAAUAUUUUUUACAGAAACUUAACAGACACUGCAAAUUCAUGUUGCAAUUUAAUUCUUAAACGUUUUAUUUUAUUAGCUGCAUUCAUAGCCCUCUUCUUCAAAGAAGUUACAAGAGAGCAGACAUGAUUUCCUCUCUGGUUUUCUUUUGCUUUAUCUUCACAACAUUACUUCAAGGUUGGUGAGGCUUACAGAGAGUGACUUGUCCAAGGCAUACCAACAAGCUCCAUAGCCGAGCAGAGAUUCGAACCUGGUCUUAUACCAUUCCAGCUAUUAACAAGUGCUGGUUUUGACCUAUAAGGCCUUAAGCAGCUCAGUACCGCAAUACCUCAAGGACUGCCUCUCCCCAGAUACACCGACCCAGACUCUGUGAUCAUCAUCUGAGGCCCUUCUUUGUGUGCCUACUCCUCAAGAGGUCCAGAGGGUGGAAACAUGAGAACUGGCCUUUUCUGCAGUGGCUUCCCAUUUGCGGAAUGCUCUCGCCAGGAAGGCUCAUCUAGCACCUUCAUUAUACAUCUUUAGGCACCAGGUGAAAACGUUCCUCUUCAACCAGGCCUUUGGCUGAUUAAUAUUCUACGACCUUUUAAAUGUGCUUGUGGGAUGUGGGGUUUAUUGUCUGUUUUUGUUUUAACUGUUUAUUUUGUGCUUUUAUUCUGCAUUUUUAUCUUGUGAACUACCCCGAGAUCUUCAGAUGAAGGGCGGUAUAUACCUUUGAUAAAAAUAAAUAAAUAAAAUAAGUGCCAGUCUUAUGAGAAAUGUUGCAUUCUCUGUGCAAGAGACAAUCGGAAAUGCCUCUCCUGAGAUGUUACAGUGCAUAAUCUAAAAAAAAAAGUCUGCUUACCCCCUCUCUUGUAUGCAAAUUUAUGCAGAUCUAAUUGAUUAAAACUGCAAGGACUGUGUAGGAAGUCUUAAAAGCAGAGGCAGACAACCUGUGGACCUCCAGAUAUUGCCGGACUUCAGCUCUCAUCAUCCCUGGCCAUUAGUCAUGCUGACUGGAGCUGACAGCUAUGUUCCAACAAUAUAUCCGAAAGCCCACAGGUUCCCCAUCCCUGUUUUAAAAACUACACUGAAGUUUUAUAGCUGCUUGCGUGCUCAGCUUUGUUUCACCUUCUAACAAGGCUGCAGCUUAAUAUUUUGCAUUGGUGAGGUUUCUGCUUAACAUCAUUUGAGCUGCUGCGUUGGCCGCUCACAUUCUUAUUAAGAGCAAAUUUAUGCUAACGAUGCUGCAGUCUUUGCCACUUGCUAUCAUUAAGCUAAAUUGUUUCCCUGGAAGCCGUCCUGACAGUGUGUCUGUUCCUACUGAGCGCCCUGAUUGACUAGAGGAUAAUGCGUUGUGAGGUUUGAUCUGUUUGCUGGAGUGGACGGAUCUGAAUUGGGAGAAACAGGAGCAUCACCUGUGCAUGCAUUCAGAGCCCAGGAGGGUAUAGAGCAGGUGUGGGGAACGUAGUCCAUCUGUUGCUGAACUGCAACUCCCGUAAUCCCUGGCUAUUGCCUGUGUUUGCUGGGGCUGAUGGGAGUUGUAGUUCAACAACAUCUGGAGUGACAAAGUUGUCCAUACACCUGGUAUAGUGAAACAAUAGGAUGUGAGUAAGAAGCAUUCUGUAGAAUUGGGUUCUUGGAACACAAAGAACACAAACAGUAGUUAAAAUUAAGCGCUUUUGGAAACAGGAGUGAAUGCUUCUGCACCCCUUCUCGUGGCUACAGGAACCAAGCCAGGCUAAUUCCCAUCAUGAUAAAUAAUAAUAUAAUAAUAAUAUUUAUUAUUUAUACCCCACCCAUUUGGCUGGGUUUCCCCAGCCACUCUGGGCAGCUCCCAACAUAAAUAAUAAUAAUAAUAAUAAUACCAUCAGACAUUUAAAACGUCCCUGAACAGGCUGCCUUCAGGUGUCUUCUAAAAGUCAGAUAGUUGUUUAUUUCCUUGACAUCUGAUGGGAGGGCUUUCCACAGGGAGGGUGCCACUACCGAGAAGGCCCUCUGCCUGGUUCCCUGUAAUCUCACAGUGAGGGAACCAUCAGAAGGCUCUCAGAGCUGGACCUCAGUGUCUGGGCUGGACGAUGGGGUGGAGACCCUCCUUCAGGUAUACUGGGCCCGAGGCCUUGGUCUGAAUGUAGCCAUUCAGAUCUUGGGUCUUCCCAGUCUUAGUUGGUCUUUCUUGACCACUACAUUGCACUGUCUCUCAAGAAACAUCUUAAAUAUCUUUGCACACUACAUUUUCUUACUACAGAAUAAUUAUUAAAUUGGUUUUCUGUCCAAGGCACUGACACAAAUGUAACAGCAUCAAGUCUUCCUCGGCCGUUCUCUUAAGUAAGUGGCAUGUGACGUUUCGAGUCUGGAAGGAUCAGUACCCACCAUAUUUACACAGUGGUCUGAGGACCUUGCAUCCCUCCAAGUCAUAAGGUGGACUUGGAGGAAUAGUUUUCCAUUCUUAACCCCACAAAGAGUCCUGGGACCUGUGGUUUGUUACGGGUGCUGUUAGGAGACCCCGCCCCCUGCUGAUAUUCCCCUCACAGAGCUACCAUUUCCAGAGUUUCCUGGGGAAAAGGAUAGACCGUUAAGCCACUCUGAGAACUGCAACUUUAAAGCCUUCCUUUAUUCUUUUUGGCCAGGCUCCCCGGUGCAAUUUUUCUGCAUUGUUUGCUGAUCCUUAUCUCUUUCAUCUUUCUACCCCUCUCUUGUUUGUUGCUGAAGUUUAAUAAAACUAUUGAUGUCGGCAAAAAUCCCAGCUGGCGUGAGAGUAUUUGAGCGGCAUUGUAGUUCUCUGCCUGCUUUUGCAUUCCGCAGAUAAGAUUGUGCUAUAGGGGUCAGAAGUUGUCUUUUAAAGUCAUGGGAGAUACCUGAGCCGUAUUAAUAAGAUCCUGCUUUCAGGGCUUGGUAGUUGUUUCCAUGCUCUGCUUGGCUAGCCCCUUAUAAUCACGCCAUUCAAGCGUUUCUCUUUGUGCGCCUGGCUUUCCUCUUCCCAUUCUUCCGACUCAAGCGGUUGCUCACCACAAUGGUUCUCCUUCACUGUGCAGGAAAGGCCUGACGUGGAAGUACUAUGCAAAGAAAAUCCUUUACUUCAUGCGGCAGCAAAACAUAUUGAAGAAACUGAAGGUGUAUCUUCAGCGCCCAGCGGAUGAGCAGUCCUUUUUGGAAGGUGAGUGGAGGCCUCAACGUGAUAGCAAGCAUCUGUCCUACCAGCCGAAUCUUUAUUGUUUAGCCAAAGGCUCUGCGUCACACAAAAGAAUCCAAAUGGAGCAUCACUCAAAAUGUAGUUAAAGUAAAAUAGUGUGAUCUACUGGCACAUCCAAUAUUUUCCAAUGCAGUUACAAAAAAACAAAAAACCUCAUUGUACUCAUUACAAAACGGGCAGAAUCUUAACCAUUUUGUAAUUUAAUUCAGUGGUUUGUCCCGAAAUCAGCAGUCCAAUCUUUUUCUGUUCCUCGUAUGUUCUCAAAUAUUAUUUCUGAAAUGCACACGCUCCAUCUUUAUCUGGAUUUGAAGAGCUUUAUCCCAACACCCCCAUUUGCUUUUCCUUGUUUAGCUUUUAAUUUCCUCUUAAUGCAAUACAGACUGGCCAGUUUAAUUCUUCACUUACCUUACUAAAAUGAGAAUUCCCUUCUCCUUCACUUGCCAAUUAUCUCUCUCUCUCUCUCUCUCUCUCUCUCUCUGUGUGUGUGUGUGUGUGUAAGGUUAAAAAUGUUUUUAUAAUUUCAUGAGGAGGGGCUCUUUGGGGAAAAAAAUCUAUUCCAAAGAUGGGGAACCCCAGUCCUCCAUCCCUAUUUGGGCCUUGGGGCUCUCCUAGACCACGCCCCCUCACAGAGGCCACGCCCUCUGUGUUUGCUUAGAUGUUAUGUGCUCAUGAACCAUGAUAAUGCCUUUUGCUUAACUUGCAGGAGAGAGGAGAGGUGGGUGGGUGGGUCCCAUCUGUUACUCCACCCACCACUGUUACAUGGCCCUUGGAAGGCUGCUAACUAGCGAAUGUGGCCCUCGGGCUUUAAAUGGUUCCCCGCCCCAAUCUAAUCAACUCACCACUCAAUUCAGGGACCCAGCGGCUACAGCGCCCCAUGGCAGGUGUCUGUCCAGCCGCUACUUCCCAUUACCCGGCAGCUCUUACCAUUCGAAAUUAAAUCUGCUCACAACCCUUGAGUAAUUUUAAUGGAAUAUAUUUCUGCCCUGCCUCUCUUCCGGGUUUUUCCAGGGGCUGUACUGAUUGACCAGUAUUGCAACCCACUGUCGGACAUCUGCCUAGAAAGUGUCCAAGCCCAGGUUGACGAUAUUGUGGCCAAAGUUCGGAAAUUCCUGAAAUCGAAAAACUCUAGGCACCCAAGUGUGACCCAAAAAGCAGGUAUUGUACAAAGCUACUUGAGUUAGUUUUUUGUUUGUGUUUUUUGUUUUGUUUUGGACAGCCUUUUCUAUGGCAAUGCAGCUACUCUGCGCUAGGGUGACUUGUAGUGUUGGAAGGAACCACAAGGGUCAUGUAGUUCAACCCCUUUGCAGUGGAAGACUUUUUCGCCCAACGUGGGGCUCAAACCCACAACCCUGAGAUUAAGAGUCUCAUGCUGACUGAUACUGACUGAGCUAUCACACCUGGGCGAGAGGUGAGGAGAACAUUUUCCUGACAAGGGCCACAUUUCCUCUGGAGAAAUCUGUCAGGGGCCACAUGCUGGCAGUGAACAGGGCCAAAGCCACCAGUGGACAGAGAUGCCCCCCCCUUCUCUCACUCUUCUCACCCAGCAGAGGCAAAUGACAUUACGAUGGGAGUGGCCGCAGAGACCAUAUAACACCAGACCUGAAACACCUACAUUGGCUCCCAGUACAUUUCCAAUUCAAAGUGUUCCAAUUCAAAAUGACCUCGGCCUAGUAUAGCUGAAGGAACGUCUCCACCCCCACCAUUCAGCCCGGACACUGAGGUACAGCUCCGACGGCCUUCUGGCGGUUCCCUUACUGCAAAUUUACAGGGAACCAGGCAAAAGAGGGCCUUCUCGGUAGUGGCACCCUCCCUGUGGAACGCCCUCCCAUCAGAUGUCAAGGAAAUACAACUAUCUUGACUUUUAGAAGACAUCUGAAGGGAGCCCUGUUUAGCGAAGUUUUUAAUAUUCUGUUGGGAGCCACCCAGAGUGUGAGGUGAUGGAUUUGUGCAGGCGACUGCAGGAACUCAGUUUCUGGAAGCCCCAGGAAGGGAGAGUGCUCUUGUGCGCAGGUCCUUCUUGUGGUUUUCCCACAGGCUUCUUGUUGGCCACUGUGAGAACUCUCCCGUUUUCCUAGCAGUUUCAGCGAAUUAAUUUAUUCUUGUGUUUCAGGGGAGGUCUUGAUCGUCUCUCAGGUGGAGCUUCAGAGGCAGGUCCUCGAUGCCAUGAACUACGUCCUCUACGAGCAAUUGAAAUACAAAGGGAACGAGGUGGAUUACUACAAUUCCCUGAAUUCGUACAUCCGCCAGGUAAAGAGAACAAACAAGUCGGAACAGGAGAACUGACUUGCCCGUUAACUUGCCUUUUUUGGCAUAGGAAUAUGUUUGCAUGCCGCCCUAAAGGCAGUGAUUUAGAAUGAACAGGUUAGAGAUGUGCCUGGGGGCAGGCGGAAGUUAGGGUUCUCUGAUCAUCUGAGCCAAUGGGCAGGGAGUGGUGCAGCAUGGAGAGGGGAGGAUGUCCUGGCAGCACAAAGAAAAGAGGCGGCAGACAGUUACUGUCUGUUGCCUCUUUGGGACCAUCCGCUAGCCACCAGAGACCUAGUUACUCCCAAGUCUCCUCUCUGUCUCGCCCUUCCAUCACCUCAUCAUUGCACCCUUUAUUCUCCCAGGAUUUGGGAAUAUCAGCUCGGGGUUUCAGAUAGUGCAAUCUCACGGCACUACUGCUGUUCUCGUGCUGUUUUUAUCCAUUGUAUCUGUUCUUAACGUUAUGCUUUUAUUCUUCCAUGGGAAACCACUUGGGGAGCACAAUGUGGGGGAAAGCGGCUUACACAUCUUACAAAUAAACGAAACAGAGAGACAGAUUGUUCUCAGUGGUUACAUGGGAGCUUCUGGGCCUAUUUUGUCUUCCUCGCCUUAAAAGAACAGAGGAUCCAUUGUACUGCAAGGCUGUAAACCAACCAGUCCCUGUUUUUGGGGGUGGGCUUAAACAUAAUCCCAGAUCAGAGGGACUACCCCUCACCCUCACUGUUGGUCUCGUUUUCUUUUUCUGGUUUCAGGUUUUGAUCCACAGGACUGGAAUCCCAAUCAGCUUGUCGGUGCUUUACUUGACAAUUGCCAGGCAGUUGGGUGUGCGGCUGGAGCCUGUCAACUUUCCCAGCCACUUUUUGCUCAGAUGGUGCCAAGGGACAGAAGGGUAAGCUUUUAAAGUUUCGCUUGGCCUCCCGCCCUCCCACCAGGAACCUUGUUUUCCGAGCUGGCAAGGCAGCAAGAGAGGCAGCUAUCUCAGGCAACAAGAUGGCUUCGGCGUUGCCAUUUUCAAGUUAACUGCUGCCAAACGGCAAAGUAAUGGGAAGGGUUUGUGUGCGUGUGUGUCCUUCUACUGCAGAAGAGAAAUGGGUCGCGUUCGAUUAGAAAAAACCCCACUACUUGCCAUAGUCAUCAAUAACAUCGGUGCGAUCUCAUUAUCUGCCAGGGAUCUGGCCAGCCGUGGAACCGAAAGUUAUACAUUUCACUCUGUAAUGGCUCUGACAGUGUCGCAAGAUGGCGGGAAUGCAGCUGCCUAGAAUAAAUGGUAGCGGAUUUCCAGGGGGCGAAAAUGGCAUUUGCCCAUAGACACACACACACACACACACACACACACACACACACACCCUACGCCACCCCUGAGAGCAGUCUCAGCUCCCCAUGGGUUGCUUCUUCGUGCAGCCAGAACAACACCGUCAUGCAAAAUGUGUACCCCUUUUCUCUGUGCCUAAGGGGUGCUGUAUUAAAAAAUAAAGCUGUUUCUGCCCACCUCAUUGUAUGUCUGUACGCACACCUGUUCCAUGUCAAGGUAUACCCACCACUCCUGCCAUGAGGGUGACAGCCCCAUUAUUGCGUGGAAGAGCACUUUGUUUCUUCUAGAAAGAGAAGCAUGCUAUGCUUGCUAAAGGCUUGCCCUUCGUUUUUGCUUUCUUUCUGCAGAAGCACAAACAUCUUUGACUAUGCCUAUAUCGACGCUUUUGGGAAGGGGAAGCAGCUCACUGUGAAAGAGUGCGAGUACCUGAUCGGGCACCACGUGACCGAGGAAUUUUAUGGCGUGGCGACAGCAAAGGAAGUUUUGCAGAGAAUGGUGGGCAACUUGUUGAACAUCGGGAAGCGGUAAGAACCCAGCAGAGCAUUGCGUCAAAAGCCCUUUCUGAGGAGACCCAAAAAUCGCAGGUUCGGGUGGUGAAAUGCCGCAGCUGCUAAGAGGCAGCCACAAAGUGGGGAGUCCAGGGUCCAAGUCUCCUAGAAGUCUUCUGCUUCUGAUCUGGUAUGGCAGAAGGCAGGAACCUCAGCAGUUGAUGGAGCUAAUAGCAGGCAGAGCCAGCUAUUUCCAGUCCUGUCCCUGUCCUCCUCCCAGCUAGGAGCUGAGACUAAGGAGGAAGCUGAUAGGCAGGGCCAUCCCUUGGACUGACUGCAAAUAGAAAGGCAGGCUGGUUGGGGCAGAGCAAGGUAGGUGGGGUAGUGCCCCCAUUGGCCCUGAUCAACCAGUUUCAUGAACAUGAAUGAAAGCAUAACCUUUGUCUUUGCCUGUUUCUGUUUGCCAGGGAAAGCACUGAUCAGUCCUACCAGCUCCUGCGAGACUCCUUGGAUCUGUACCUGGCCAUGUACCCAGACAACGUGCAGCAUCUCAUGCUCCAGGCUCGAUUAUACUUCCACCUGGGAAUCUGGCCAGAGAAGGUACUUAAAGCCUUGUGUGCCAUCACUUGCCCAGGCUCCUGCCCCAAAACACGCAAGCAGAGCCCCUUGCUUGCCGGUAAGAAAGAGAUCUUAAAUCAGGCAAGCCUUAUCAACAGACACAGUGCUCAGGGGUCAUAGUGCAGGAGUUCAGGAGCAGGGCAAGAAGUUCUGAACUGGAUAGAAGUGGCAAAGGUGUCCCAAAAUGUUUCCCAGCCACGCCUGCCAAGCCUUUAAAGAUGAGGCGUGGCAUGCUCUCUCGUGAGACUCUACUGCCUUGCGGAAAUGUCAGGAUUGCAAACGUGUGUUCUGUCAGAGCAGGAGGGUCUGCUCCCAGUCUCCCUACCCCGUUGUCUGUGGCACCAGCUCACGGAAAUGGCAGCUGUUUGCAACGUUGCAUUAUUUUGCCUUUCUUCUUCAAAGGUGCUGGACAUCUUGCAACACAUCCAAGCGCUGGACCCCUCCCAGCACGGAGCAGUGGGCUAUUUAGUUCAGCAUACUCUAGAGCACAUCGAACGCCGGAAAGAGGAAGCGGGGCCUGACGUGAAGCUCCACUCGGAGGAGAAACACAAAGACGUCUGCUAUUCUGUCGGCUUGAUUAUGAAACAUAAGAGGCGAGUCCAUCCCGUUCCAUUCCUCCUCCUCUGCUCAGUAUUCUGUGCUUGUUUGGUGUUCUUGCAGCAUCAGAUGUUUGCUUUCAGUUUGAGGAUCAUCACAGAUUCAAGCACCACCGAUAACCUAGUUCCGGAAGCAGGAUUAGUAUCUGAAUCUCCAUGGAAGUUCCCUGUUGCAUAGUUAAAAUGGCAGAACCAGCAAGUACAGGCAGGAUCAGAGCUGCUCGUCCCCCAAUCCCAAUCGGCUUCUAAGCUGAACCUCAGCAACAGUGGCAGUAAUGCCUGUGGGAACUGAUUCAAAAUAGCUUGGUACCCUAAGCCCAGUUUCAGCCAUUUGCAGAUGGGAAAGGGUUACUGUUUUUUUCUCCAUAAUACUCUUUGGGGGAAAUUGGCUGGGGACCAUCUGCCAAUUGAAUCUGUGAAGGAGCUUCACUGAGCACCUACCCAACGAUGAAAUGUAGAAAUGGGUUGGCUGUUUUGCCCUAAAAUCUGGGCUGAAAGUUCAAAAGUUCAGCCCAGUCAAAAAAAGAAAGAAACGUGAUCUGGAUGAAACGAGCAAAAUUUGUCCCCAAAUGCACAAAUGUCUUUUAUCAUGAAGGGAAUAACAUACAAAGCUGCCAACCAGAAAAAAAUAGCGUAUUUUAUCUACAGCAUUUAUCCAUCUGUAUACCGUAAGAAUGGGGUUAAAAUUAGCUCCCUGGGAACACUGUUCUAUUUCUGUAUUCGAUGUUAUUUUUAGUUGGCUUUGGACAUGUUGUACAAAGACCAGCAGAUAACAGGGAUAUAUAUAAAGGGGGCAUAAUUUUUGUGUGGCCCCCGGGAAAACAUGUUAUUACAACAGAGAGAGAAAUUGUAGUUCCUGAGCUAUUGACACUUUCUCCUGGCAUGGAUUUUUUUCAUGUACAAAGAGUUAUCUCUUAUUGGGUCUGUUUCACACAUAACACUAAGCACUAGUUUGUUUAACGAAUCAUGAGCUGACCACGAUUUAACCCUCAGAUGAUCAAACAAAGCAUAGGUUUUUUCUCCGAAGAUUGUUUUGUUUUCCAGCUGUUCUUGUGGCUUGGAGAGCGUCUUAGGUGGCCCAACAAACACACGGUUAAGGAAUUGGGCUUGGUUCACACAUAAUGCCAAGCCAAAAUUAAAAACAAACCAUACUUUAUAAGCCUGCUGCAAACCAUGGUUUACAGUUAUUGUUUGGGAAAAUAAGCAAACCAUGGUUUAAGUUACAGGGCUGGGUUCACAUGGUCAAACAAAUCAAAAUCAAACUAAGCUAACCAUGGCUUAGUGGUUUUUUGUAACCCCGGCUACCAUUUAAGAACAGUGACAAAACAGCAGCAGGAAGAUUGUAUGACAAUCUGGGAUUCUGCUAUUGAACACUGUAAAAGGCAAUCCCAGCUUCCUCAGCCAAGAGGCAGUUUUUUUCAGUGCUCUUGUGAUAACCAAGGUUUUUUCAUUCUGUCAGGUUCAAAUAACAUAAUGUUGGUUAUUGAUUACCAUAACACUAUGCAAAAUCCUUGGUGGAAAAGUUGUGAUCCAUUUGAAAUUAUUGAUGUUUUGCUCUUUUUGGCUCUUUUUGCUCUUUUCAUUCUACUUAGAGUAGACCUACUCUUUCCAUAUACAAGGGCUGGAUUCUUUCCUUUGUGAUGUUGUCAUGUGAAAUUAUGGCUGAAAUGAAGCGGGGGGGACAAGAACCCUUUUUUCCAAUAGGAUACCAGUCUCUUAUUUUCCUAGGGGUGUUUUGCAAUUGUCAACAGUUACAGCUAUAGAAUCAGAGAAAUGUAGAGUAGGAUAUGGACCGAAAGGGUUCUGGCUGCGCAGAACCUCUUGAUUCCACCCAGGCACCCCAAUGCGUAUGUGCCAUAUUGCCUCCGAUUUGACUGUCAAUUAAGUUGUGCGCCCUUCCCCACCGUUUUUCAAUUUAGAUAUGGCUAUAACUGUGUCAUCUACGGCUGGGACCCGGCAUGCAUGAUGGGGAACGAAUGGAUCCGGAACAUGAAUGUUCAUAGUUUGCCGCAUGGUUCCCAGCAGCCCUUCUACAACGUAUUGGUGGAGGACGGAUCAUGCCGAUACGCAGCCCAAGGUAAGCAGCACUGGGACAUUCUCCUUCGGGGGAAACGGGUUCAGCCGCUUCUAAUGUGGAAAGAAACCCCAGGUUUUUAACAUAUGCCAGUGAAGCUGUGCAAAUCAGGGGUGCAGGCUGGUGUUAGAAACUGAGAUAUGAAAGCUAGAAGCUAAAUGGCAACUUAAGUCUGUGAAAGGCAGACAAGAAAUAUUAAAGAAUGAAAAUAAGCAUGCAGGUGAAAAGUAAUAUGGGAUAAUACUCAUUGUCUGUCUCAUGAGUAUAAAUAAGGUAAGAAUUGUAAAAGGACGUAGUGUAGUCUGCAGAUCAAAAAUGCUAUGCAAGUAAUAUUUGAAAAGAUGGGAUCUUCCACUAGAGGGUGCUCUGUACCGCUACACAAAUGGGUGUUUGGAAGGGUUUUUCUUAAAUAUGCAACCUGCCAUAUAUUUUCUUAUUCUAAGUAUUGAGCUUCACACUCAGAAGUGCCCAGAUGAUAGGCACCUAGCUGGUUCUUUAAAUACUAGUAUUGCCUGGGUGAUGGGUAUGUACCUGCCUGUCCACCUCCUUUAGUUCAAGCUGUAUAAUUGUAGAUGAACUGGUAUUUAAAAAGAAAUCAUCUCUCUCUCUCUCUCUGCCUGCCUCUCUUCAUCUUCUCAAGGCAACUCCCAUCAGACCCAGUCAGAAGAGCCAAUGGCUUGGGAUGAUGGGAGUUGUAGUCCAGCAAUGUCUGCAGAGCCACAGGUUCCCCAUCUCCGCUUUCAGCAUCUGCCCACAGGACCACAGAUGGUCCUGAUCCAGCAGGCUUUUCUUGUGUCCUUACGAUGACAAGUGUUUACUUGAGGAAAGCGUUCAACACAAACAGGGAGUCAUUGCCUCAUUGCCACCCUCCACACCUCUCUCAGAGAAGACACAUGAAGGAAGGCCCUCUGGUGGCAACUGCAGGUCCAGUCCCUAUAGGGCAGGCAUAGGCAAACUCCGGCCCUCCAGAUGCUUGGGACUACGAUUCCCAUCAUCCCUGACCACUGGUCCUGUUCGCUAGGGAUGAUGGGAAUUGUAGUCCCAAACAUCUGGAAGGCCGGAGUUUUCCUAUGCCUGCUAUAGGGAUUGGCUUUUUGCAGACUCACACAGCCAAAUUACCAAGAGGGGCAUAUUCUCAGAGCUGACACUGUGUUUUUUUUCCAAAGUAUCCUCCGCUCUGAAUGGCAACAGAGUCCCCGAAUAACAGCAGAUACGAGCCACUUCUUCAGGAGAGGCUGGUCUGUUAGGGCAUGUAGGAUUCCACCCUUCUGAUCUCGGCCUGCCCACAGCCAGACCCCACCUGCCUGCCUUCUUGCUCACAGGAAGUCCAAGGAGAAACCCUGCCUGCCAGCUUCCUCCUCCUUAACCCCAGGGUUGCCCUUCUAGAACUUGUCAGAGAGGAAGACAGGGUUGGAAGUGGAAUUAGUUGGCCCGGCCUUCCUUUGCCCCCGACUCUGCCUGUUGUUGCCCAGUGUCAUGACCCUGCAGUCAUCUUCCAGGGAUGAGGCAGAGAGUCUGAAGCAAAAGGCAAUGGGUGUGCAGGCCAAGCUUCAGAAAUGAGUUCAGAGAGACCUGGGGCGGCUAGUACCCCCCUGACCUGAGAAGGUGGCACUGCCAUCCUCUGACUCAGAGGACUCCACUGCAGGAGGACUGGAGGAAACCCACCCCCACGCUCCAUCGCAAUAGGAGGUUCCAGGGGCAGGCUGAACCUUUGAAGUAGAACAGCAGCACCUUGCAGAUGCUAAGAAUUGGGCUGCACCUGGCGCUGCUGCCGCGUAAAUAGCUGUUUUAGCCUGUUCCUUGCUAGAGCUCCCUAGAUCCUUGCCUUGUUUACUGCCUGAACCUUGACCCACCGGUGUGGCCUUGCCUUCCCACACUGCAGAGCCCCACAGCCUCCCCGCUUUUCUCCCUGCCAGUCCCAAAUGGGCACCAGACACCCCCACGGUUCUUUUUGUCAAGCUUGCAGAAACGGUCACCUUCCCUUUGUUUCUUCCUCUUGCAGAGAACCUGGAGUACAACAUGGAGCCCCGAGAAAUCCCUCACCCGGACAUUGGCCGUUACUUCGCAGAGUUUGCCGGCACGCACUACCUAGCAAACGCUGAGCUGGAGUUCCGGUACCCCGAGGACCUGAGGCUGACGCUUGCGGAUGUCCAGAAAACGUACGGGAACAAGGAAUGAACUUCUGUCUGUCUUUGCUGGUGUGAAAGAUGGCUUUAGUGCGGUGGCGGCAGCAGCGAGAGCUGCGUCACGGGAACCGUUCUUGACAGUUCUCCGGCUUAACUAGGGAUCACAUUUUGCUUGAUAACUAGGGGUGAAGUUUUUUGUUCUUUAACCACCCAGCUAAAGCCGUGCCAAUACUAGUGAAAUACUGCAGGACACCUGAGCUGCUGAGGUGUGCAGAUGCUACUUGUCGGAAAUGACUUCUGUGUACGAAGUACAUGGUACUCCUUACCGCUCUUGGACCUCGAAAGCUCUUUGUUUCCCCACCAAAGACUUGGGGGAGUGUUUGGGGUGGCCUAGAGACUGGAAACGUUGGCACCUUACGGAUAGGGUUAGUCCUCCACAUUUGCGGUGCAAUGAAGGUCUUGAGUUAUGUGCAUACCCUGGAAAGAACACGGCUUUUUCACAGACCUCGUUGCCCACCUUCAAUUCCAUGCAGCCCUGUGCCAAAAUCUUGGGAAUUAUAUUGAAACUUCUUUGUCCAAAGAUCUUGCACUGAGCCGAUCUCCUCCCACUGCUGCAAACAAUCGCUCAUGCUAGCUUUUUUCUCCAGGCUUCAUAGAUUCCAUUACACACACACAAACACGCACACACACACACACACACACACACACAAACACACCGCACUCCUCUUGCUCUGCACCAGUCUUGGAAGGAGCUGCUCAUGUUGCUGUGAUAUUUCCCUGUGCCUAAAGAGGAGUAUCCAUGCUGUGCUGUGAAAACCUCACGUUUGUCAAGACAAAUCUCCUGGGCUUUUUGUGUGUGUGUGUUUGUGUAGUCAAGGGCUGCCAACCUUUUGGAGCCAGUGGGAAUUUUGAGAUGGUGCCAUGGGCACCAGUCACAAAAUGGCUGCCGCGGGUGUGGGUGUGUAGCGUGAAAGAAAAUGGCUGCCGCCCCCCCAAAAUGGCUGCUCAGAAUGGAUGGGAGGGCAGGUGGUCCAGUCCUGGCAUCCAAUGAAAUUAGGGCGUGUUUAAAGCAGGGGAAGGUGUUGAAUGUAGGAAAGACUAAGCAAACAGAAUCUGAGCAGGAAGAGCACAGAGUCCCUCCUGCGUUGUGGAUUUUUGAGGGGAUGUUUACUGGGGCCUUUUGUGAGUGCUGUAUGAGGUACCGGUGGGCACGAUGUUAGUGACCAUGGUUCAAACCAAGCUCCAUUUGGAGGAAAACAGGAAGUCCUAUUAAUCAGGGAAUGUCCACGAAAUCUUAGUUACUUGAUUUGCAGCCCAGCAACCAGAACGGUACCUAAGCAGGCUGGGGGGGAACAGCUGAUUGUGCACCUUUGUAUUUCGUUAAACACUGUAAACAUGCACCGCGAAGAGGUGGGAAACAUGUAAUUUUAAAAUGGGCAUCUUUCUAAGCAGAGGGCAGUCAAUAUUUACCAGAUUGCUGGCUUGGGAAGGCUUCAGGUAAACUACAAUUAUCACGUUGCGAGGGGUAAAACAAUAUGUAGUUUUGAAUGUUAGUAGCAGAGAAAUCAUUCCUUUCAGGAGAACUCUUUGUAGUGCACGCGGUAUUUCUAGUAAUAUUUUAACCAGCGUAUAUCCUUGUGAAAUUCUCUCAGGGAUGGGCAAUCUGUGGCCCUCUGUUCUUGGGCUACAUUUCCCACCAUCCCCAUGCUGGUUGGGGCUGAUGGGAGCUGGAAUCCAACAACAUACGGAGGUCCACAGGUUCCUCACCCCUCUUUUACGUUAUCUGCUGGGGACAACUUGAAGCAGUUUAGAGGGCUAGUCCAAGAGAGCCAAAAAAACCUUGAAAGCAUUUGUAGUAAAUGGAAUCAGAACUGGAGAGACAAAAUCCUGCAUAGCAGGUGUGAGGGACCUCUGGCCUUCCAGAUGUUCCAGAACUACAAUUCCCAUCAUCCCAAGCCUUCUGCGUUCACUGGGGAUGAAGCGAGUUCUUUCCCCCCAUUACGUUUUACUAAGUUUCAACAUACAGAAUUUCGUCUUCCUUCUCAUUUUUACCAACUUUCCACCCCAUUUUCCAUGCAAGUUGUCGUUUCUCCCCUUCUGCUGCAACCUGUCUUCCAUCAAAUCAUAACCACAAUAUUAUCAUCUAAUUACCUCUGCCGCUCGUAGAUCAAAUCCUGCUCGCGAGUUCAUCGUGCUAUAAUAUUUAUUUAAAUAGUCCGAAAAGGGCAUCCAUUCUUCCAUAAAACACUCAUCAGUAGAUUGUCUUGAUUUUGAUGUUAAUUUUGCCAGUCAUGCACAGUCCAUUAACUUACCCAUUCUUCCUUGGUUGGAACUUCUUCUUCCUUCCAUUUCUUCGCAUGUAGAAUCCUAGCUGCUGCUGUUACCUACAUAAACAACUUCCAACAUGAUUUUUGAGAGGGGAUUUCUGCCCCUAUCAUCCCUAACGUAAAUGCUUUGGGCUUUUUUACAUAUAUAGGGACGAAGGGAGUUCUAAUUCAGCAGCGUCUGUGGGGCCGGAGGCUCCCCGCACCCUGCCCUACAGUUCUCAGUACGACAUGAAUCCCGAUUCAUCAUUUCAGGGGUAAGAACUUUAGCAAUACACUGAAUUUCCCCCUCUCUUUUGGGGAAAGCUGCUGCUGCUGCUGCUCCUCCUCUGCAACUAGGGAACAAUGUGUCUGCCUCAACCUCCUCCGCCUGCAGCUGGCUCCUUUUUAAAGCAUUCGUCUUUAAAGCUGUCAGGUCAGGACCCUGUACCAAGGUGGGCUGCAGCAGCAAGCGCCAUCACCAUACACUGAAUAUGGUUUAAAAAAAUAAAUGAAUGAAAAAGCAGGUCCCCAAAUGCAUGCUUGGGUAAAAGACUGAAGACUGCUGCUUUUAAAAGCGUGGCAGGAUUCCUGCCACUGAGUCUUGGGCCCUGCAUCAACGCUAGGCAUGCGACCUUGAUCCAAAAGCUCCUUUAGUUCCCUUUUCUGUGUUUUUAGAGUAGUCAGAUACUUGGCCUGUGGUACUUCCUACCAAGGUGCUCUCAGAUUUUGGUUUGUUUUGUAAACCACUUAGAACUUGUCCUUUAUAUGGAAGGUGCUAUAUAAAUAAAUAAAUAAAUAAAUAAAUAACUCGAAACAGUAUAAUGAUAUUAAAAAAGAAUACUUUGUACAGCUAAUCUACAAUAUGCAGUUUUGCUCACAAAAAUGAGAUUUUUAGAGGAGAGUUUCAAACAUGGAGGGGUUGGGGGGGUCUUCUUAUCUCCCCCUUCCCCUUUGCUCUUGAUAGCAUCUCUGAAACAAAAUGUUCACUUCUUCAGGUUAUAAUAACUGUGUUUAUAUCUAUCUUGUCUUCUAGACUGUUAGUCCAUAGCUAUACUUUAUUCUACUAGUAGUUGAUGGCAGGACUACAGAGGGGGGUUAAUAUAAAUGAGUGUCUUUGCUUGGGCAUUUCUAUAUUUUUAAACAGGGUGGAUUCUGGGCCUGUGAUAGAUACACGAAUGGAAGUCCAUUUGCUGCUGUGAUUUAUCAUUCUAUGGAACUGCAUCAGCCGCCCUGUCAUAGUGAAUUGUGUGUGUUCAAAGUGACUGCUGUAUUGCUGGCUCUCCAUGCACUAGUUUUGUUUUAAUUUAUGCACAAUAGGUUAUUUUUAAAAGAGGUUCUUGGCUUCAAGCUUGCCUGGGGAAAUUUUACACACACACACACACACACACACACACACACACACAUAUAUAUGUAUAUAUAUAUAUAUCGCUUUUCGACCAGUUCGUAGGCCAAAUACUCCUUUCCAGCCCUUUCUGUCCCAUCUGCAAGUUUAUCCCCAGGCCACAUAUCCUGUUCAAUGACUUCAUAGAAUUGUAGAGCUGGAAGGGACCCUGGGGGUCAUCUAGUCCAACCCCUUGCAGUGCAAGAAUAUGCAGCUGUUCCAUCUGGGGAUCGAACCUGCAACCUUGGCGUUAGCAGCACCAUGCUCUAACCAAUUGAGCUACCCAGGCUGAAUUCCUUGAGUGCUUCUGCCUGGCUGGGAUAUGUUAUUGAACUGUGGUGAUGCCUCUUGUUUGUCUCGGUGGAGAGAUUGGGGGGAGGGGCAGGAAGUGGAGAUUUGUGACUUUUUUUGUAGCUGGAUCGUGGCCCUUGGUACAGAAGGAAAAGUUGCAGCUGUUGCUGCACCUACUUUUCCCCACCCACUAUCAUGUAGCCCUCCCAGGCUGAAAAGCCUUCCCCAUAACCCCUACAUCUAAGCCUCUCCAUUAUCCCUGCUGGUUUGGAACUGCCUGUGGUUCUCCCAGCGGGAAAAAGAAAUGCACUUUACACAUUCCCAGAGGGGGCUACCUUCUUUAUUAACAGUUUCCUAGUCUGGGUCUGAGGCCUGGUAUUGAAAACAGGUCCUGAGACUGAGAGCAAGAGCAAGUCACUCCCCAAAUGUGUGUGAGAACUGUGGCCAAAUAGAUACAUCUCCGUACAACUGGCACACGUACUUUCCAAACUUGGGAAUAAUUAUGAGACUUGAAAGUAGGGCGGUUUAGUGAUUGUUGUGGCCUAAGCUUCUCUGCUCAGAAGCAUAUCUCACCAAGUUUGAUGCCCAGGAUUUUAAGGACUUGAGGGUAUUCCUGCUGGGUCAGAUCAAGCAUGAAGAUGUAUGACUAGCCUUGCUCGAUCAGGCCAAGGUCUUCUCUAGGUCUUCUAGAUGUGGGUGGACCACAGCUCCCAUCACCCACAACCACCUUAGCCUAAUGGUCACAGGUGGUGGGAGUUGAAGUCCACCCAUGUGGACUUCUCAUCUAGCAUCCAUUUCUCAUUGUGGUCAACCAGAUGCCGUGGGUAAGCCAUCAGGCAGGUUCCAAGAGCAGCAUCACUCUCCCGUGUGAUCCCCAGCAACUGAUUCUCAGAGACACAUACUGCUUCUGACUGAACAUUGUUUCCGUUUUUCAUUUAGUCCAAAGCACAUGCACAUGUUAGCCCAAAUUCUUCCUACCUCCCCCAACCCAAAGCUCCAAUACCAGAAGAGACUCGGGCUCAAAGGAAAGUGGCCAAAGCAAUGGACAACUGAGAGAGAGAGAGAAGAAUCUCACCAACACACCCCUCUCCUGCACCUCCUUGCGUUAUCAGAGCAGGUGCAUAAGCAAACAAAGAUGGCCACCACUGUUGGGUGGCCACAAGUGUAUGACCGAGAACAUAUCCCAGAAUUCUCUGGAAAGUAGGAGAGCUGCAUGGCAAAUUUGGAGAGCCUUUCCCAAAUGUCUGGAUGGAGAGCCAGAAGUUAAUGGUCGUUUCCAAUCAUUCCUGACUGUUGGCCAUGUUGGCUGGUACAGAUGGAAGUCCAGAAGCAUCUGGGGGCGCAUCUCCACUGAGUGUUGGCUAGGACAGUUUUUGUUGAAUGUUGUUCCUUCCUUAGGAUGAUUGAACCCGAGCAGAGAACCUUGUGUAACUUAAUGGUUAAGGUCAACUGGUGAAAACGGUUGUUCAUCCUAGAGCGACAGGAUGCGUUGCUUCCUUGCAUGAACUCUUUGUACUGAUAAGGUGCAUAAGCUCUUUGCAUGGAGGGUCACUGGAUUGAGGCUGUGAACUUUUUUCUUUUUCUUUUGCAUCCAACUUGUGAAUGAUGGGAACACUCUGUGGUGAACUGGCAAUAUGUUAUUUUGACUGCUGUGGAUUUUCCAUAACUUAUUUUUCAUGAAUUGCUUCAGGGUGGGUGUUGGGUUUUUUUGUUUUGUUUCUGGAGGGGUUGAAGGAGUUGGGAGUUUGUUCCUAGACUAUAUGGUUGGGGAAGAGAUCCCAAUAAAAGUAACUACUGCUUUAAA